Messenger RNA from Lichtheimia ornata, 1224 nucleotides. RefSeq lists its product as uncharacterized. The coding region runs from base 1 to 1224 and encodes 407 amino acids. NCBI's taxonomy places the organism in Eukaryota, Fungi, Mucoromycota, Mucoromycetes, Mucorales, Lichtheimiaceae. The transcript has 7 exons. The record is from RefSeq and is a predicted model, not a curated record.
AUGCUCUCGUUCAUUGCUGUCAAACAUUCCCAUGUCCAACAGAUUCUGGGUAACUUGGAAACUACCUCUUGUGAUAGUAGUGAAGGCUCUUUAUUGAUAGAGGAUAUAGGUUUUAUACGCGACGAAGGUGUCUACAGCGAGGAUGGGCCUAUCGAUUUAGACACGUUUCUUCUACAGCUACAAGCAUUGAUUGCUCGGCUACGAUACACCAAUCCAUUGAUGGACCUGGAGAUUGCUUGGGAUAUCGUGAAUAAGAAUGAAUCGGUAUGCAUUCUUUUGGGAGGAACUUCAGGAUGUGGCAAAUCCACGUUGGCGAGUCUACUUGCUCAUAGGAUCGGCAUCACAACUGUACUAUCGACAGACCAUGUGCGCAGCUUGCUCCGCAGCUUUGAUCCAAAGAAAAAGUCGGCCAUCUUGUGGGCGUCUUCUUACCAUGCCGGUGAAUCCUCAAAUGAUAACUCUACCGAUGAAGGAGUGGUUACUGGAUAUGAAGCACAAAGUCAAUUGCUAUUCGACAGCCUCGAUCAAAUGAUUACCGGUUUUCGUCAACGAAAGGAAAGCUUAGUCAUUGAGGGUGUAGGAUUAUCAGUGGCCAACAUUAAACGUCUCGCCGAAAAGCAUCCCAAUUGCAUCCCACUUAUUGUUUACAUUAGCAACGAGCAAAAGCACACUGAAAGAUUCGCCAUUCGAGCCAAAUACAUGACCGUCGCCCCUCGAUCCAACAAGUAUAUACGCUAUUUUGAUAACAUACGAUUGAUUCAGUCCCAUCUCUGCCAACAAGCGGACGAAUGGAUGAUACCCAAGGUGGAUAACACCAAUGUGGAUAGGAGUUUGGCUAUUCUACAUAUGACUGUGCUCCAUGUUCUAGCCCGCUUAAGAGUGCAGCAUAAGAUAUUCACACCGCAUCCAGUGACACACAAAUUCGACAUUGUGCAUACCGAAUUCGCCAAGGUACACCACGCUACCUGGAGUUCCAAGCAAAUGCUUAGGCAAAUACGACAAAAUUCAUUACGUGCACGCAAUGACACAUCAAGGAUAUCAACUACCACUACCACCACCAAACAUGAAACAGAAGGACGAGAACAACAACAACAACGACCAAAACAAAGCAACAAUCAAGGAGCAUCAUCCACAAAUACAAUCAUGUCCAAGCCUUCAAGUAUGCUAUUAGCAUGUCAAGCGCGUUGGAAAGGUGUUGUACGAUCAUGGACAAAUCGUUCAUAG